CAAGGUUGUUCAUUUCUGACCCCCUGGUGUGGCUGGGAGAGGGCCAUUAAUGGAAAGUAGUCACAAAUUAAUACCACAUAUAUGGACUGCAAGCAGGCCUUGACUAAUCCAACUUUACUUUUAGAUAAACAUAAAAAUCCUUGCUAGUCAUGGACCACAGCUGGCCUACCGCCCCCACAGCACCGACGGGGAACAAAGUUCCAGAUUCCCAACAAGCUGACUCCCUGGACCACCUCCCGCGCAGUUUUGCAAUGGCAGGCUCUGAUGAAAUAUCUGCAUAUGCACGUGCUGCUUACAUGGGAGGAGCGGCAACACAUGGAGGGGCGGGAAACUAUGCCGUGCAGCGACAGCAGAAUCCUCAACAUUUUCCUUAUCACACAGGAAAUGCAAAGUCGCAAGGUUAUGUCCCACUACCAGGAAUGCAGCAUUUUGGUGCCCCCCUUCUCCAAGACUAUUAUAAGUAUGGCAGACCCAAAGAAGGUGACCCGAGGUCAGAGGUCAAUCCAAGGUCAGAACUCGCAUCAAGAUCUGAUCUAAUGCAGAGACCAAGCACAAUUUCCAGACCAGAUUCUAUGUUGAGACCAGAGUCAAUGCAAAGGUCAGAUGUCAUUUCAAGGUCAAAUAUGCUACAGAGGUCAGAUGUGAUGCAGAGGCCAGAUGUUAUAUCAAGGUCAGAUGCUCUGCCAAGGUCAGAGGUGAUGCCCAGAUCCAUGCCAAGGGCAGAGGCUGUAAUGAGGUCAGAUGUUCUGCCAAGAUCAGAGAUUCUGUCAAGGUCAGAGAUUCUGUCAAGGUCAGAGAUGCUGUCAAGGUCAGAGACAGGCAUAAAACAAGAGGACACACAAAGGCUGGAUGAUAUAAUGAGGGCAGAAUCUAUUCCGAGAUCUGAAAUAGUAGCGAGCCCUGAAGACAUCCCCAAGUCUGACGAAGUUCUGAGAGUUGCUCGAUCAAAGCCGGUCUUUCCAGGGACUAACCUUGACCUUCAAGUGACCCCACAAGGACAAGGACAGGACAGGCAGGAAGUAAUCAAGAAGGAAGAGAGCAGGGGUAACCUGAAAGAUGAAACCAACCCGGGUCCCUUCAGCUGUGUCGUCUGCUCCAAGAGUUUCCAUAAAAAGGAAAAAUUAUAUGAUCACCAUGUGAAAGAUCAUGGGGUAGGGGUUGACACUUCAAGUGACAAAUCACCAGGAGAAAAUAUAUUUGACUGCGAUGUCUGCUUUAAAACUUUUCAGAAAAAAGCACGACUUUAUGAACAUCGGAGAAGGGUUCAUAAGCUUCGAUCCAACCAAAAAGCUUCCGAUUCUUUGGAAAUUCUGGCUGACGUAUCGCUUGCUAUUGGUGAAAGUAAAGCCAAGCCAGGAGAAAGUCCAAAGAAUCCCAAGGGGCCGAAAAAGAAGAAAGCAAGACCAAGUUCUCUUACAAAUCAAGUGUUUGAGUGCCCCGUAUGUAACAAAACUUUCCAAAAGAGAGAACGCCUCAAAGAGCACAGAAAGCGUGUUCAUACUGACAGGAAGUACAAGUGCACAGAACUCAAUUGUAGCUACGCUGCCAAAACUAAAAGAACUUUACGGGAACAUUUCAAAAAUCUCCAUGAGGAUCAUCCAUUUAAAAGAUCACCGAGGAAGCCUCGUAGUAGUGCACUAGAAGGCCAGGGGAUGGUUGGAGGUGCGGAGUUGAGACCGAAAUCAGAGGUCAAACCAGAAAAUGCUGUUAAAAACAUAGCUGCCAUGACAGCUUCACCAUCUUCAUCUUCUUUGUUUGCCUGUUCCGUUCCGGGGUGUUCUUUUGAAGGACUCUCAGUGCUUCAACUUCGGCAUCACAUGGUGUAUAAACACACCCAAACAGGGCCCAAGUCCGAUUCCUACAGUGAAGAAAACAAAGAUGUCUCCCCAACGAAGCAUUUCUGCGGAGUCUGUGGUGAAGUGUUUCAGUCGGAGCAACAGUACAGGAAGCAUCUGCGAAGGGCGUCCAUUGUUCCAGUCGGCCGACAACCUCCCACUGCCAUCUAUAGGUGCGGUCAGUGCGAGGAUACCUUUAACAAGCUGUUCAUAAUGACUCGGCAUAAACUGACCAAUCAUACGAAGAAGAGGAAUGUGUGUAGGGAAUGUGGAAAGGUGUUUGGACAGAGAGUCUACCUAAUGCGUCACCUGAAUCGCGUCCACUGCUGCACCUUCCAGGGUUGCCAAUACGUGUCCUCCACCCAUUACUGCCUGAAGCGACACAAGGCUUUUGUUCACAAGGCUAAGAGUGCACUAAAAAUUUGCUACAUCUGCGGCCAAGAUUUCCUCACCCUCAUCGGCUACACCAACCAUAUGAAAGAGUCGCACAAUCGCACCCUGACUCCCAAGCAGCCCGCGCAACAGUCCAUGCAGUUUCGUCUGAAGAAGCUCGUCGGGGGUCUCCGAUUUAAGAUGCAGCCGUUCUACAUCAAGAGUGAACAGCAGGACAGGAAGCAGUGGAAGCACAAGUGUAAGCGCUGCGGAGGAAAGUUUCUCCUGUACACGAAGCUGUUGUGCCACAUGGACAUUCACAGCCAGAGGAAACGGUUCCCGUGUGUCAUGUGUCCCCGGCGUUUCAGAACCCCCAGUAUGAGAUACAUUCACUGCCAGCAAAUGCACGGUGCAAGGCGGCUGCCCUUCUCGUGCAAGCUGUGCGGCGCGGAGGCGCACACACCUGGUGCUUACUAUCUUCACAAAUGCACACACACCAACAGCAAGCCCCAUGCGUGCACGGUGUGUGCGCGACGGUUCAUGCAGCAGCGCACGUUGCUGACACACAUGGGAGUUCACCAAGGGGAGAAGCCCAUUGGCUGUAGUUACUGUAGCGAACGGUUUAAUAAUUCCAGCGACCAUAACACACAUGAAAUGGUGCACGAGAGAUUGGGUCACAGAAAACAAGAAAUGUUGGAAUAAAUCCUAGUAAGAUCAAGGAACAGAAUGCAAAAAUCUUUCAGAGCUGGUGCAUAAAAGUUUGGGGCUCAGAAAACAAGAAAUGUUGGUUAAACUGCCUUAAAAAAUUUUUGAAGCAAGAGACGGAAUUUCAAGAGUAACUGUUUGAAGGAUUUGAGCUCUUUGGAACUGAAUUUCUCCCCCACCCUUGCCACUUUCUCUCACUGUUUUAAUAAUGGCAACAUGCUGGUUGUCUGCACUUUGUAUCAUGGGCCACUUUGCCAUAGGCAAUAAGGGCAUAAUGACAUUUCCCUUGCCAUUCUGUUCUGGUCAAAGCUCAGCAGUGUGCUCUGGAUACCUUAAAGCAUAGACAAGUCCACCUUAACUCUUUCUUCUUUCAAACUAACGAAUUGUUAAGAUUGUGAAAAGAAGAAAAGAUGUCACCAAGCAUCUCCAGGUUACAAGGCACAGAGAAAAUGGUGAUUUUUAUUUUUUAUUUAUUUAUUUAUUUAUUUAUUUUUUUGCAUAGGUACAAAUGUUAGCAGUUAUGUGAAUAGAUUCUGAGCUCAUGGGAUAGAAUUAUUAUUUGCAGGAUAGGUGCAUGAUUUUUUAAGUUGAACAUCGAUUGAUUGAAAGAGGAUUAAUCUUGUUUUUCAUUUUCAUGGUAUAUGAAAUUGAUAUCUUUAUGGCUUAUGUACAUAUAAUUAGAGUUCUGUAGGCUGGAUAUAGUCUAGGUUUACUCUGGUAUAAGAUGGGUCUAAGCAGAAAUUGAUAAGAUUUUAUCAAUUUGUUCUGUCAAUUUAUAAUGGUAUGUCACAUAAAACAUUUAAUUGUAAUGUAUGUGUACGUACACUUAGAGCUGUAUUGAUUUUAGCUAUAUUAAAGUGUACUGUAGGGAUCCAGAGAAAAGUAUGAGAAAAUGUUAUUUGCUGUACUAUAAUGCUCAAUACAUAUUACUUUUAAAUUUACUUAUAACUUAGAGCAAUGAUUGAAGAAGAUAUUGGAAGAUGUAAAGAUAGAGGUAUAGUAUAGUAUAGUAAUAUGAAGUAUUUGCCCUAUUUGUUACAUAUUAUUAAUAAAGCAUAACAACUUAUGUGCUAAUAUAAUAUAAUUUAUAUAUAAUAUAUAAGUAUAUGGUCAUAUCAGUUCAUUUAAGGACACAACUGCUAUUGAAGUCCUAAACAAGCUCACAUUGCAAGAAUUUUCAAAAUUUCUGAAUAACCGAUAACACGGAAGUUCUUUUAUUUCUUGAAAGGAUGACUGGUUUCUUGUCAUGUAAAUAGCUUCGUUAAAAAAAAAAUAAAUUUCAUUUUUGAAAUAUGGAUUAUUUCUUUCAACGUUCCCAAGUGGAACUGGUGUAUGAAUAGAUUAACUAUUCUAGUUUAUCUCAUAAACACCCAAUGCCAUUGCUGUAUUGUUGUGUAGUUUAAAAGAAACACCGAUUAAAAGGGGUCUGCAAAAAGAAAAAAUAUAUUACUAGAUUAGUAGUAAAUAAUUGGAGGAUUCCUUUGUAUGUUCCCGUUGAAGGAAUAUCAUUGAAAAGAUUAUGAUGAGCUGACAUCUAUUAAUGCAUUAAAAUAAUUAGUUGGAUUACCAACAGCAUGAUAAAAUAGAAGAGCUGUACAUAUGUUUAUGCAAUAAUUUCAUAGUGGAAAAAUAUAGUUAUCAUAAAUAAAACCAAAAUGGCUGUCAAAAAUUAGACAGACUUUACAGUUAAACUUACACCUGUAAGGGGCCGUUCAGAAUGAAUAAGGUUGACCUAGCUGGUGUGACCCUAACUCCAUGGAGACUCUCGCUGAAUGCAGUCAGAUUAACAGACCAACAUGCUUCCCCCUGGCAUUGAGUAGAAUACAGAAAAGCUGGUGAUGAUAUGAGUGCUUUGGACGGAUGUAUGUUAUCACCAACUAGAUUAACCUAAUUCAUUCUGAAUGGCCUCUGAUAGUCUGUACGACAGCAUGUCAUUGAUAUAAUUGGGGGUUUUAGGCCCUUUUGGCAUCCAGCUGUAUAAAUUUGUCAUGAAAUUUUAAAACUGUUCAAUUUCUACACUGUAACUGAAAGCAUACCUCCACACGCGUGGGCUUAGCAGUCAUACUUCAAAGCCAAAAUUUAAUGCGUGUGGGCAUGAUUUCAAUUUGACAUCUAUAUUGCAUAGCCAUGUUCUCAUGUAUAAACUAAUAUGCUAAUAUGCUGUGCUCAUUGAAAUUAAUCAUUGUAAUAGAUAUUUAUGUCAUCUUACAUUGACUAAAGUUGUAAUAUUUAGCAAAAUUAGCAAUGAAUUACAUUAAUUUUAUGAAAAAGAUGUUAGAGUUAACAUCACUAUAGUAGUAAUUGAUUUUAUAUUACUUUUUUUUUUUUUUUUUUUUUUUUUUUUGAAUAGCAAAUGAUGCAAAAUGUAAAAGUGGUCACAAAAUAUUGAGCUUGAUUUAAGUCUCAUCUUAUAAGUUUAUUUUCAUGAUUAUUGAAUUGGUCAGAGAUUGACUUCUUGUUCUUGUCUAGGUCAAUUUAUGGCAAAAACCUGUAUAUUAUGCCACAUGUUAACUGCUAUAUUAUUAUCUAAUAGAUGAAUUAAAAUGGAGGCUGGAAAAGAAAUAUUCUUAGUGAACUGUGGAAAAGUUCUAUGAUCUAUAAUCUUUUACUUACUUGCUGGGACAACAAAAAGUGGAGUGAAGAGUAGAUAUUGUUUCACUUUGAUCAUAGAAAGGCGUUAUUGCAAUUGAAGCAUCGAAAUACAUUAGUAUUGAAUUUUGCUGUUUGGUUGAUUAUAAGGAAACCAUGUCACUAGGAGUUGCUUAAAAUAAACUGUAUCCUUGCUUCAAUAAAGAUCUUAUUGAAAAAAAAAAAGAACAAC
Molecule: messenger RNA, 5733 nt
Organism: Lingula anatina
Lineage: Eukaryota; Metazoa; Brachiopoda; Lingulata; Lingulida; Lingulidae
Biological process (GO): regulation of transcription by RNA polymerase II
Cellular component (GO): nucleus
Molecular function (GO): DNA-binding transcription activator activity, RNA polymerase II-specific; RNA polymerase II cis-regulatory region sequence-specific DNA binding
Source: RefSeq, a predicted model, not a curated record